GAAAUCUGAUACUGACAGACUCCCAGGGAGCUGCUGCGGUUCGUUCAGCUGGGAACCAGGAAAUGCGCAAAACUCUUUAUGUCUGAAAACCAGCUGGACUCCCUGGGAGACUCAUCCGCCAUGGGAAACCGGCUGUGCUGUGGGGGAAGCUGGAGCUGCCCAUCAACUUUCCAGAAGAAAAACAAAACAGGGAGCCAAGCAAGACCCACAUUGAGGAUCCUGAAGCAGCAACAGCUGUGGCAGAAUGGCACAAAGGACUAUGAAACAACAGCACCAAUGUACGAGCAAGUGUUGCAGCUGCCUGUAUCUCAAAAGAAAAGUUCAGACUCCACAUCAGAGGAGAAUGACUUGCAUUACGCGGACAUUCAUGUGCUCAGCCAGAUGCGGCCAUACUCUCUCAAGAAGGUGGAAUGCCUGCAUUCAGAAUCUGCUACGGAGUAUGCCACCCUUCGCUUUCCCCAGGCCACACCGCAAUAUGACAGCAACAACGGAACACUGGUGUGAGCCCUUGGGAGGAAGUUCCCAUUUCUAUGAUUUUACCAUCCUGUGGGAAUAAUCUACUGUUCUCAAGAACAAGGACAUUGGCCAUGUUUUAAUCUUAAAGGACACCAGAACAUCUGGAAUUAUGGGUCCCCCUACUCUCUCCACUAUGAAUCUUUUGGUUUGGCACUGUGGUGGUAAGGCUAACAAGUAUGGGUGGACUGAGUUCCAAAAAAAUAUUUAUGUGCAGAAAGGUUGUUCUUUGACCCGCUAAUGUCGUUUGGAUUCUCAAAUGCAGCAAGAACCUUCUAUGCACUUGGCUGUUUCUGAUAGGAAUUAUUUAAUGAUAUUUGAUUUUGUUUGGGAUUUUUGUUGUUAUUUGCUUAUUUCUUGGUUGUUUUGUUUUUUGAGAAACAGGAUCUUAUGUAGCCCAGGCUGGCCUGGAACUUGCUACAUAGCUGAAGAUGGCCUUGAAAUCCAUGAUCUAUCCCAGCCUCUUACUACCAGGGCUGGGGUUACAAAUGUGGCCACUCUCUGCUAGCUAAUUAUAUCCCAUUUAUACACCUAUACCCCAAAACCGAAGAAAAAUGCUCUGGGGAAAUUUUCUGAGUUUUUGCACACAGCCUCAGGACUACUGUGGACAACCUAAUAGCUAGGUCAAAGGCUCCAGAACCUUAUCACAGAGAUGGGACUCCACCCACUGAGCCGCAAGGACUUCAGUUUGACGACACCAACAGCCUGGAGAUGACAUCCUGGAGAAACUUUCCUGGCAGGACUGUUAGCUCUCGUCUGAAGAACCUUUAGAAUCAAUAAAUAGUAUAAAGAACAGG
Mastomys coucha (southern multimammate mouse) is the source of this 1310-nucleotide messenger RNA. RefSeq names its product chromosome unknown C11orf52 homolog (gene CUNH11orf52). NCBI's taxonomy places the organism in Eukaryota, Metazoa, Chordata, Mammalia, Rodentia, Muridae. Bases 79 to 504 code for a protein of 141 amino acids. Gene Ontology annotation, cellular component: extracellular exosome. The record is from RefSeq and is a predicted model, not a curated record. The transcript is spliced from 4 exons.